AUGCAUGUGGAUUGCGAUAUCGUUUUGAAACGGCGGUUGAGAAGUAAGGAUGAGUACUUAGGCAACAAUCUGAUGAUGUCCAUUGGACCGUACUUUUCCCAGUAUGGGAGCCCGUUUGAGGGCGAAGUAGAACAACUGGCCAUCAGUUCAGAUUCACAGGCUGCUGCAGAGCAAUACUGCUUUCCCCUGUGCCAAAAUGGAGGUACAUGCUUACCUGGCAAUAUAUGCAGAUGUAGCCAGGAGUUCUUUGGAGACCGGUGCCAAAAUGCUGUCUGUAAGCAGCUGUGUCAAAAUGGAGGCCACUGUGUGUAUCCUGGUCACUGUGUGUGCCCACAAGGAUAUUACGGACCUACCUGUGAACCGCUGUGCAAACGUGGAUGUUACAAUGGAGGACGUUGUGUGGGUCCCAAUAUCUGUGCCUGUCCUGCAGGUUACCAUGGUAAACGCUGUCAGAAAGCUGAAUGCCAGCCUGCUUGUCAGCAUGGCGGAGUCUGUGUGUCUCCAGAUCUGUGUUUGUGUAAAAAUGGCUAUUCUGGAUCUAGGUGUCAGAAAA
Messenger RNA from Candidula unifasciata, 553 nucleotides. The record is from the annotation of a GenBank genome assembly. Lineage: Eukaryota; Metazoa; Mollusca; Gastropoda; Stylommatophora; Geomitridae.